Molecule: messenger RNA, 651 nt
Organism: Prosopis cineraria
Lineage: Eukaryota; Viridiplantae; Streptophyta; Magnoliopsida; Fabales; Fabaceae
Product: ethylene-responsive transcription factor ERF098-like
Exons: 1
Coding region: 244-651 (135 amino acids)
Biological process (GO): ethylene-activated signaling pathway; regulation of DNA-templated transcription
Molecular function (GO): DNA-binding transcription factor activity; DNA binding
Source: RefSeq, a predicted model, not a curated record
UUUCUUAAAAAAUAAAAAUAAAAGAAAGAGUAAUUAACACACAAACCAUAGUGGAUGGAUCGAAUUUAUCUACUGCCCUGGAUAUGCUGGCAUAUAGAAGAACCUUUCGGAGCAAUUCCAAGUACGUCAACAUACAAUUCAACCUUUCCCACGUACUGUGUGCGUGUAUAUAUAUCAUGCAAGGCAACCGAUGACACACAGUGAUUUAUAUGUACUCUUGCUAUCUACGCAAGGCAAUCGAGCAUGGAGGAGAAGAAAGAGGAGAACCCGACGGUAGAAGUGCGGUACCGCGGAGUUCGGCGGCGGCCGUGGGGGAAGUUUGCAGCGGAGAUAAGAGACCCGACGAAGCAAGGGGCAAGGCUGUGGCUGGGGACAUUUGAAACAGCUGAAGAGGCGGCAAGAGCUUAUGACAGAGCUGCUUACAACUUCAGGGGUCAUCUUGCAGUUCUUAAUUUUCCCCGAGAAUACAAUCUUCCUUCUCCUCCGCCCUAUCAGCCAUUUUCUUCAUAUCCUGCUCGCGGAGGUGAUCACACUGCCACUUCCUCAACUGCUGGGCAGCGCGUCCAGGAGGAAGUUGUUGAGUUUGAGUGCUUGGACGAUAAGAUACUGGAAGAGCUUCUUGAAUCUCAUGAGAAGAACAAAGGAAACUGA